Messenger RNA from Maylandia zebra (zebra mbuna), 4641 nucleotides. It is a transcript of the gene fam222aa, whose product is annotated as family with sequence similarity 222 member Aa. NCBI's taxonomy places the organism in Eukaryota, Metazoa, Chordata, Actinopteri, Cichliformes, Cichlidae. The record is from RefSeq and is a predicted model, not a curated record.
CAGAAGGGCAGGACCGCAUCCCGGAGCUGCCAGAAGUAGCUAGCUCUUUAUCCAGACGUAACCUUUUCCUGUUUGGUUAAUAUUACCAAAGAGAGCCUUUCGGGGCUUUGCCGUCAAGGUUACUCCACAGCCUCACCUGGAAAUUUAAGUCUGAAUCGAGAGGCAACACAUCUCAGAGCGUCUGCCGACACCUCGGAUAAAGUGACGGACGGAGCAGAGCCUGCUCUCCGGGAUUUUACAUCGCAUCAGUUUAGGAUAUUCAGGCAGCUACUUUGGCCCAGCCUUGAUCUCUUUCAGGGUACCUUCACACAAUAUUGCCUAGAUGAAAACAUUUGAAUGAUACAUUUCUCAUAAGGUCGUCAAAAUUGAGCAGGCGGACCACGAAACCCAUGCGUAACAGCGGGGGGAUUUUUUUGGAAUACUGCGUAGCCGCUAAACCUACCCAGUGUGUCGGUUAAGAGUUCUGCUAUUUGGAGAUAUCUUCAAGCGAGAGGAAGAUCAACCGGGACCCUGUACCUACUUUGAUUCGGAGGCUAAACGGUGAAAACCCGAAGCACACUUGGUGCGCAAUCCUUCUGAGGACGCUCUUGAAAUUGCCGACCUGCGCUUUUGCCCUCGACAAAAAUUGGCAGCCGAAUCGAGAAAAAAAGGCAAAGCUUAUUAACUUUGCAUGCUAGAGGCUAGAGUGUGGAAUCUAAUUUGCAGGGUUACCGCUACAUUUGCAUACCGUCGGAAGACGAGGAUAAACUUAAUCAACAUUUGACAUCGACAAAGCAGCAUCUGGAUUUUGGGGCAACAGAAUGAAUCCGUUUUAAUUUGGACCGCAGAAGUAUGAGGCAGAUUGCUCAGUGAAUGCUACGAUCUGCAUGGAGUUCUAGUGUACACUACGGAGCAAUUUAUGGUUGGCCGCAGAACUCCCCCGGCUGUUGUACUGUGCCCACCUCGCCAUGCUGGCCUGUUUGCAGAGGAGGCAAAACCCUCAACCCCAGCACCCAGUGUGUGCCAGCAAGACCCUGGAGCCACCACAAGCCCUUGGACGGAAAUGUGAACUAGUAGUGCCCACACACUCCCCUCGCUACCCCACUGCGGCAGAACUUGAUGCCUAUGCUCAGAAGACAGCCAACAGCCCGCUGUCCAUCAAGAUCUUCCCCACCAACAUCAGGGUUCCCCAGCACAAGCACCUUAACCGGACUGUAAAUGGAUAUGACACCACAGGCCAACGCUAUAGUCCCUACCCACACCUCCACACAGGGGGCUACCAGGGUCUCCUUGCUAUUGUUAAGUCCUCCUCCUCGUCAUCGUCAUCAUCGUCAACAUCCACCUUCAUCUCUUCAAAAGGUGUUCUCAAGAACUCCGAAGGCAGACGGACUAAGCUCUCUCCAGCCCACAUAGCUGUUGCCCCAUACCCGCCCCCUAGUAGUAGCACUUUAGCCAGUGGCCAUGGCCAAAUGGUAUACCACACUGGGCCCUCAAAGCCUCCAGAAGGCCCCAGACUGUCAGUGCCCCCAAAUGUCACUGUAGCUGGCUCAGUGAUCCCUGUAACGGGGGGCCGAGGCCUGGCCUUGCCCACGCAAUCCAACCUUCCCUCCAUUCAGAGCAUCAUCUACCAGAUCAACCAACAUUGCCAGGCCCAGGCUCUGCAGCAGGUGUGUCAAGGGGCUGCCACCGCACCAUCGAAUUCCAGCCCUUCCAAGCAGGGCGCGGCUGUCAUGGGGGUCUCUUCUAACUCCUCCGGUGGAGGCUAUGUGGUAGGAAUGGGUCCCCAGGCUAACAUGGUAUAUACAGGUCAGGGGCUGCCGGCUCAGAACUCAGAGGCGAUGAAGACUGGUGUGUACGCAGAUGGUAUGGACUAUAUACUAUGGCAGAAGCAGCAGCAACAUCAGCAGCAACAGCAGCAGCAACAGGCUGUGCUCCGCAUGUACAGUGGAGGCAGUGGAGGAGGGGGCGCCAUCAGCAAGUCCCCGGAAACUUGUGUUCCAGGAGGAGGGAUUAUGGGUGCCCAGGUGUCCUCCUCUUCUUCUAGACCUUACCACCUGACUGCCAGUGCCAGUGGAGGAGGCGGGCUGGACAAAGUCAGCUCUUCCCCUUUGAACUGCGUGGGUAUGCACGGAAACUUCUCAGUGGGUCAGUACUUUGCGCCGCCGUGGAACAGCGUGCUGGUGACACCUGACAGUGACUGCUACAAUCCCCAGGAGCUUUUGGGCACCUCCACCGGAGGGCCGGCCACAGGGCACAGAGAGAUGGGCUACCCUCACCACCAUCACCACUAUCACCAUCACCAUCACCACCCUGCUAUAGACAGCGGGGGAGGUUUGUGCUGCAGCCUGCCCAGCAAAAGCUUGUGCAACACGUCUGUGCUGAGCAGCAGCUUGCAGUCUCUGGAGUACCUGAUCAACGACAUCCACCCACCCUGCAUCAAGGAGCAGAUGCUUGGCAAAGGCUACGAGACUGUGUCUGUGCCACGUCUCUUAGACCACCAGCAUGCACACAUCCGCCUCCCUGUUUACAGAUAGAGGGGGAAGUAAAGGAAACGAAUCAAGAGUUGUGAAUUUGUGAAGAUUCUCCAAGUUUAAAAAGAAAAAAAAAAAAAAAAACCAGAUGUUUUUUUUUGGGAGGGGGGGCAGGGGGUUGAUGCGAGUGCCACUGCUUUAACUAGUGUGGGUGCUUAGAGAAGAGCAGUUGUCGUGCUGUGUGGCCCUAGGUUUGGUGGUUUCAAGGUAGGCUGUGGAAAUCCCAAAUACAAAAAGUGGUAGUGAUUGCCAGUGGGAAUGAAAAGGGAUUUCAUGAUUCUCCUGAUGUUCCAGCUUGUGGUUUGCCAAUAGGAUUUUGAAUUAAUUAUAUUUUUGGUCUCCUGUUUUUGUUUUGUUUCUUGUUUUUGUUUUUUUCUCAUGCCUGAACUUGUUUUGACCAGAAUCAUAGCUUGACAUGAAGUGCAUAAGCCACUUGUAUCCCCAUUCUAAAUACUAAGGAUGAAGCUACUGUGUAGGUUGUCACUGAAAUGGUCACAAAAGGGCCAAUAUUUAGGGCUGCUCUCAAAAUCCAAACUCUGUAACAGUACACACACGUGAACACGUACAAAAGACAAAAAAACAAAACAUGUACUGACAAGUGAGAAGACUAUAGGCUGUACUCGGGUGUUAUGUACAAGGAUCAUAAGGUUGAGUUAAAAGGCUAGUACGAUAUUAGUUAUUAUUGCUGUUAUAAUAAUUGAUACAUAAAUUGCACUGCUUGAAUUUUGUUAACUUUGAAGUUUGGAAUUGGGUAGUUUGGAUAUGAUAUAUUUAAGAAACUUGAAAAACUUGAACCUAUUUUUUGUUGUUUGAUAUAUUUGUAGGUAUAUUAUAUGUAUUUGGCUGCUAUGGGGAAAAGUGUCUCAAAUGCUUGCUUUUUUUUUUUUCAAUUUAAUUUUAUUAUUUUCCACUUUUUGUUUUGAUGACUUAAUAAUUUCUCCUCUGGCUGACGUGCAGUUUCUUAUGUCCUGGUGUGAGGCAUAGUUGCUGCUUUGGUUCUGUAAGAACCUGUUUGGAGAGCUGUUUUUUUUCCUAACCAACACUGGAAUCAUACAAUACAAUAAAUACUUAUUUAAAAAGAAAACAUUGCAAAAAAGAAAAAAAAAACAUUACAAGAAAAAGAAUUGUUACAAUGAAGAAUGUGACUGGGAGGUUAUCUGCAUAACCUUACAUGUAUGUUAAUGCGUGUAUGUGGCUGAGUGCAUGCGUGCGUGCUUUGUCUUUUUCUUUUUUAAAUUUGUGUUCUUCAAAAUCCUCAGACUUUUUUUUUUCUUCUUCUUCUCAAAUUCUGUCAUUACAAGAUUUUUACCACCAAGACCGAAAGACUGAGUCACCGGUCCCAUAAACAUUAUAUCUGCAUAAUGUACGGGAGAUGGUUUGCAAAUUCAACCCCUCUUAUUUAAUUUUUAUUUUCGGAGGCUUUAGAUUUUCAGUGGAGCUAGAGAGCAUUUUCUCACGUGACUCCUUUAUGACUGUAUUUACAGCACUACAGCCUCUUCAUCUGUCAGGUGCUAUCAUCAUGAGAAAGUGGUGGAAACAAAUGGAGAUCAUAUCUUCGGGGUGCUAUUCACCCCUAAUCCUGCAAACAAAAACAAAUGAAAACAAUCAUGCCCUGUCCUCUGGCAUCAGAUGAAAUGAGACUCAAAGCUCACUGCUUUUCAUUGUCCAUUUCAGCCCCUGGUUGGGAUGCGUUUAGCCGAGGCCAGUCUUAACUUGAUGAUUCAGAGCAGUGAAAUAUUUAUUAUGACUGUGAGAUUCCCUUGAAUGUACUGCACUUAAAUUACUGCGAUGUUUUAUUGCCUAGUGGGACUCAAGUGAAAGAGAAAAAUUGGAUCAGUGCAGCAGUCCUCUGGUCUUAAAUUAGCAUUUCUUUUGUCAGUCAAAUUUGAGUAGUAAAUUGAAUUUAUUAACUGCAGAGGAAGAAAGAACCAGAGCUUUGUUGUGGGGAAAUACUGGCAUUAGUCUAGAUUUAUGAAGUGCAAUUAUUAUGACUGUAUUAACAUUUUUUUUCUCUGAGCUUACACCAAAAAAAAUGUAAACUACAGUUGUCAAUACAUUCCCAAUGUACCACAUCCCUAAUCCUUAUCCAUCUUUUGUUUUGAGGUGUAAAAUAAAUUUCUUUAAAAAUGUA